AUGGCCGGCGCCUUCGGGUUUUCUGCCGGCGACUUCAUCACAGGCAUCCAACUCGCCAAGGACGUCGUGUACGCACUUAGCGAUACCCGCGGGGCACGUCCGUGUUUCCAGAGCCUGGCGAGUGAGCUGAACACACUGCGGUGCGCGCUGAGAGAAAUUAAUUGUAUUGGGAAUGAUGUGGAUGAGUCAGUAUCAGCGUCGACCCGGGCAGCGAGGUCGGAACUCGGAAAUGCCGUAGAGCAGUGUCAGCAGGUCAUUGAGACGUUUCUAACCAGGAAUAAGAAAUUCCAUAAGUCGCUGGGCAAUGAGCGUUGCACGUCCAGGCUCAGAGCAAACUGGCAUAAGAUUGAAUGGGCGGUGGGGAGGAAGAGUGAGGUUGAUGGGCUGCGCGCUCAGAUUCUAGGGCAUACGACGACGAUUAAUACUUUGCUUAUUUCAAUGCAGUCAUCGAAUGUCGUCCUUCAAACUGCGCUCUUGAGCGAUUGUCGUCGCAAUACUGAAGAGCAGUUGUGCACGCUUUAUGAGACACAGGACCAGGUCAAACAAGCCAACGAUAUGAUUCGUACACAGGCGGGUACGCUGAGCAAGAUUCUAAAUAUCUUAAACGACUCGCCUACUGACCCAGAUCAACAACCUACCGAAUCCGUCGUCCCGUCGCAGGGCAUGAUCCGUUCGGUCAUGCUACAAACCUUACAAGCCAACCUGAGAAUUUGCCGUUUGAUGGCAGAAAUGCAGAAAGCUGUGCAGCAACAACAGCAGCAAGAAAACCUAGAUGAGAAACUACCUCCACAGAUUCGCACCCAGCAGCCCGUGCACUUCGAAGACGCGCAUGGCCGUAUUGCGCCCUUUCAUAUCGAAUUCGUAAACUCCCUAGACGCCUUUCUGGCUGUGAUGGAAGUUCGCUUCCGCCAUCUCCCAGGAUUAAGCAAAGUCCAGCGACUGGAGUAUGUGAUCCGCGAGCCGGAGACAAAGAGGACGCUGGAUCUCCGAGCACCAUGGGCGUCGGUUUUUCUACCAGGACGGAGGGUCACGAUGAGUAUGGUGUUUUGGAGACCGUUGGUUUCGGCGAAUGGUUGUCCGAGCUGUUGUUAUGAUAAUAAGAUAUUAGGGUUGGAUGAUGAGGUUCAGUGCUCUAAUCCACAAUGUCGAAUCUGGUACGAUCGAGUUGUAGAGCACGGCCAAUCUAAGAAUUUAUCAUCAUGCACAGAAUUGGAGUUUUCAUGUUGCAAGAUCGGUUGCCAACCACCUCCAGCCUAUUGGGUGACGGAGGAAGAGCAAGACAGCAUUAAUCAGUUCAAACGUGUCCAAGUCCGACAUUUACUCACUCCUUCUAAUAUGCACUGA
Messenger RNA from Talaromyces proteolyticus, 1344 nucleotides. RefSeq lists its product as uncharacterized. The transcript is spliced from 3 exons. Lineage: Eukaryota; Fungi; Ascomycota; Eurotiomycetes; Eurotiales; Trichocomaceae. The record is from RefSeq and is a predicted model, not a curated record. Bases 1 to 1344 code for a protein of 447 amino acids.